GCGGCCGACGGGCGGCGGCGGGCACCGGCUGCGCGAGCAGGUACCCGCGGCGGAGGUGGCUAGGCCGCCCCGGGGCGAGCGCGAAGGCGGGGGUCGGGCCCGCCGCGCCCCCAUGCCGCGCUGAGCCCUCGCGCUCGGCGCACUCGCAGCCGCGCCGCGCCAGCCCCAGCGCGCCGGCUCUCCCCGCGCCGCCAGCCCGGGCCCUACCUGCGGCCGCCGUCGGGGAGGGGGUCCCCCCAGCUCUGCGGAGCCGCAUGAACAAUAGGCGGCGGCGGCUCCUGCGGGCGGCGGCAGCCCCGCACCCUAUGGAUCGGCCGCUCCAUGGAGCCCUCCAGAGCGCUUCUCGGCUGCCUGGCGAGCGCCGCCGCUGCCGUCCCGCCGGGGGAGGAUGGACCGGGGGCCGGGGCCGAGGAGGAGGAGGAAGAGGAGGAGGAGGCGGCGGCGGCCCCGGGGGAGCUGGGCUCCGACGCGCCGCUGCCCUACUGGACUGCCGUGUUCGAGUACGAGGCGGCGGGCGAGGACGAGCUGACCCUGCGGCUGGGCGACGUGGUGGAGGUGCUGUCCAAGGACUCGCAGGUGUCCGGCGACGAGGGCUGGUGGACCGGGCAGCUGAACCAGCGGGUGGGCAUCUUCCCCAGCAACUACGUGACCCCGCGCAGCGCCUUCUCCGGUCGUUGCCAGCCUGGCGGCGAGGACCCCAGUUGCUACCCGCCCAUUCAGUUGUUAGAGAUUGAUUUUGCAGAGCUAACCCUGGAAGAGAUUAUCGGCAUCGGGGGCUUUGGGAAGGUCUAUCGUGCUUUCUGGAUAGGGGAUGAGGUCGCCGUGAAAGCAGCUCGCCAUGACCCCGAUGAGGACAUCAGCCAGACCAUAGAGAAUGUUCGCCAGGAGGCCAAGCUCUUUGCCAUGCUGAAGCACCCCAACAUCAUUGCCCUGAGGGGGGUGUGUCUGAAGGAGCCCAACCUCUGCUUGGUCAUGGAGUUUGCCCGUGGAGGGCCUUUGAAUAGAGUGUUAUCUGGGAAAAGGAUUCCCCCAGACAUCCUGGUGAACUGGGCUGUGCAGAUUGCCAGAGGGAUGAACUACCUACACGAUGAGGCCAUUGUCCCCAUCAUCCACCGUGACCUUAAGUCCAGCAACAUAUUGAUCCUCCAAAAGGUGGAGAAUGGAGAUCUGAGCAACAAGAUUCUGAAGAUCACUGAUUUUGGCCUGGCUCGGGAGUGGCACCGAACCACCAAGAUGAGCGCGGCAGGGACAUAUGCUUGGAUGGCACCUGAAGUCAUUCGUGCCUCCAUGUUUUCCAAAGGCAGCGACGUGUGGAGCUAUGGGGUGCUGCUGUGGGAGCUCCUGACUGGGGAGGUACCCUUCCGAGGAAUCGAUGGCUUAGCAGUUGCUUAUGGAGUGGCCAUGAACAAGCUUGCCCUUCCCAUUCCUUCUACAUGCCCAGAACCUUUUGCCAAACUCAUGGAAGAUUGCUGGAACCCUGACCCCCAUUCACGACCAUCUUUUACGAAUAUCCUGGACCAGCUAACUACCAUAGAGGAGUCUGGUUUCUUCGAAAUGCCCAAAGACUCCUUCCACUGCCUGCAGGAUGACUGGAAACAUGAGAUUCAGGAGAUGUUUGACCAACUCAGGGCCAAAGAAAAGGAGCUCCGCACCUGGGAGGAGGAGCUGACGCGGGCUGCACUCCAGCAGAAGAACCAGGAGGAGCUGCUGCGGCGACGGGAGCAGGAGCUGGCCGAGCGGGAGAUUGACAUCCUAGAACGGGAGCUCAACAUCAUCAUCCACCAGCUGUGCCAGGAGAAGCCCCGGGUGAAGAAACGCAAGGGCAAGUUCCGGAAGAGCCGGCUGAAGCUCAAGGAUGGAAACCGCAUCAGCCUCCCUUCUGAUUUCCAGCACAAGUUCACGGUCCAGGCCUCCCCCACCAUGGAUAAGAGGAAGAGUCUUAUCAGCAGCCGCUCCAGUCCUCCUGCAAGCCCCACCAUCAUUCCUCGUCUUCGAGCCAUCCAGUAUCCCAUCCAACCUCUGUCAUUCACAGUGACACCAGGUGAAAGCAGCAAAACCUGGGGCCGGAACUCUGUCAUCCCAAAGGAGGAGGGAGAGGAGGAGGAGAAAAGGGCCCCCAAGAAGAAGGGACGGACGUGGGGGCCGGGCACACUGGGUCAGAGGGAGCUUGCCUCCGGAGAUGAAGGAUCCCCUCAGAGACGUGAGAAAGCUAAUGGUUUCAGUACCCCUUCAGAAUCUCCACAUUUCCACUUGGGCCUCAAAUCCCUGGUAGAUGGAUACAAGCAGUGGUCGUCCAGUGCCCCCAACCUGGGGAAGGGCCCAAGGAGUAGCCCAGCCCUGCCAGGGUUCACCAGCCUUAUGGAGAUGGAGGAUGAGGACAGUGAAGGCCCAAGAAGUGGAGAGAGUCGUCUACAGCAUUCACCCAACCAGUCCUACCUCUGUAUCCCAUUCCCUCGUGGAGAGGAUGGUGAUGGCCCCUGCAGUGAUGGAGUCCACGAGGAACUCACUCCAGUCAACUCAGCCACCAGUACCCCCCAGCUGACACCAACUAACAGCCUCAAGCGGGGUGGUGCCCACCACCGCCGCUGUGAGGUGGCUUUGCUUGGCUGCGGGGCUGUUCUCGCAGCCACAGGCCUAGGGUUUGACCUUCUGGAAGCUGGCAAGUGCCAGCCGCUUCCCCCGGAGGAGCCUGAGCCACCAGCCCGGGAAGAGAAGAAGAGGCGUGAGGGUCUUUUUCAGAGGGCCAGCCGUCCUCGUCGGAGCACCAGCCCCCCAUCCCGGAAGCUCUUCAAGAAGGAAGAGCCCAUGCUGUUGCUAGGAGACCCCUCUGCCUCCCUAACACUGCUCUCUCUCUCCUCCAUCUCUGAGUGCAACUCCACCCGUUCCCUGCUGCGUUCAGACAGCGAUGAGAUUGUGGUGUAUGAGAUGCCCAUCAGCCCGGUUGAAGCCCCGCCCCUGACUCCCUGCACACACAACCCCUUGGUCAAUGUCCGAGUGGAGCGCUUCAAGCGAGACCCCAACCAAUCCCUGACUCCCACCCAUGUCACCCUUACGGCCCCGUCGCAGCCUGGUAGUCACCGGAGGACUCCUUCUGAUGGGGCCCUCAAGCCAGCGGCUGUCGUAGGCAGCAGGAGCCCCUCCAGCAAUGGGUUGAGCCCCAGCCCUGGAGCAGGAAUGUUGAAAACCCCCAGCCCCAGCCGAGACCCAGGUGAAUUCCCCCGUCUGCCUGACCCCAAUGUGGUCUUUCCCCCAACUCCAAGGCGCUGGAACACACAACAGGACUCUACCUUGGAGAGACCCAAGACCCUGGAGUUUCUGCCUCGGCCACGUCCUUCUGCCAACCGGCAACGGCUGGACCCUUGGUGGUUUGUGUCCCCCAGCCAUGCCCGUAGCGCCUCCCCAGCCAACAGCUCCAGCACGGAGACGCCGAGCAACCUGGACUCCUGCCUUGCUAGCAGCAGCAGCACUGUGGAGGAGCGGCCUGGACUUCCAGCCCUGCUCCCGUUCCAGGCGGGGCCGGUGCCCCCAGCCGAGCGGACACUUCUGGACCUGGACGCAGAGGGCCAGAGUCAGGACAGCACUGUGCCGCUGUGCAGAGCUGAAUUGAACACACACAGGCCUGCUCCUUAUGAGAUCCAGCAAGAGUUCUGGUCUUAGCAUGAAAGGGUCAGGGGUGGGCCAGGGGGAAGCAGGAGGAGCUGGGGGAGCUGGCUGGCACAGCCCUCUCUCAGAGUUGGACCCCCUGGGAUCCAGCCCUACUUCUUGCACUGAUAAUGCACUUUGAAGUUGGAAGGGAUGGAAACAGGGCCACUUCAGAGAGUCUCUUGCCCUGCAGGGCCUUUCUACCCAAGUCCACUGGAGGGACUGUGGCCAUCAGCUCUGGCUUUGUAGGGGAGGGAGGGGUGCGUGCAUGUCCCCAUCCUCCACAGUCUUCCUCGCCUUUAGGGUGACCCUGCAGAGUCACUCAGCCAAAUCUGUCUGCUGCUCCCUCUCCUCAGCCCCCUGGGUGUGCCCGGAGCCUGUCCUGGGUCCCUCUGUUAGUGCUGAGUUCAGCUUUCCCAAACACCAGGAGUGGAUGUUCUGUGAUUGAUUUUACUCCUCUUCCACAUUCUUCCCCAACACCCAUGAAUCAGACUCUUGUUGGUGUGAGAUGUGAGCUUUUCUGUGUCCUAAGCCCUUAUGUGCCAGCCGGAGGGCUGAAGGCAUAGUGCCCCAGUGUGGGGCAUAGGAAUUGAUGGAGCUGGCACUCCCUCCCUGCCCUUCCAGGUGCCCUACUUACUUAUUUGAGCCUACCAGAGGUAGGGGGACCUGCCUUAGUGAGAACUUGGGGAGGGGAGGGAGUUAGGAGAAAUAUAGUCGAGUUGGAGUAAGGAGGGUAACAGGGUCUGUUUAUCCUUGUUCCUUUUGGAAACACUCAAAGAAGGGCAGAAACGUGUUGACAUCACCCAUCUCCUAUCUAGGGUCGACCAUGGUCAGACCAGGUUCUGAUACAAACACAUGCUCAUCCCAGGAAGAGUUUCUUGGGAGACUCACUCACUGGUGCCCGUUCGGAAGCCAGAGACAAAGUCCCUGUGCUUGUCUCUUCUGUUGUCUGAUGUUUGUGUGUUAUACCUUUCAUUGAUCUUUCCUCCAGUCCCUGGAAUUAGUGGACUUUGGGUUAUGUGUUUGGUUGGGAGAUGUCUCUACACUGCAGCACUAUAGCCUGCACCACUAUAGUCCUGGACACCGGGAGGUGGAACUGUAGGGAUUCCUUCUCAGCCAGGCCGUCCAUUCUGGGAUGCCCUUGAAGUAAAACAGAGCCAUUUAGUGGUCCCUUCCAUAAGUGGAUAUGGUGAGGCAAUGAUGUUUGUAAGGUGCUGAGUGAGUUACUGAUUUACAGUGACCUUCAAGUCCCAGGUGCUGGCAGCUGACCACAGCCUCUUGUCUCUGUGCACAGAUAGCCCCUAGUGCUGGGCUCUGGACCAUGAGCUGGGAGGAAGGACAACAGAGGCCAACCCCACCUCUUCUGGAAUAUGUUUCCUUAACUUGAAUGUAGAUCUUCUUCUGGAGCUUUCUCAUAUGUAUCUUUACUAUUCCGCUUACUCUGAGGCCUCCUGGGUUGGGUGUGCACAGUUGUCUUUGGGUGGGAAGAACAGCUUGGUUGGGAGCAGAGUCCUUAGGUCACGCUCCUCUCCCUUCCAGACUCUCAGUGUUGCUCCAGUGUCUUUUAUCGUGGAAUAUUCUCUGGAGAUGUUGGAGGCCAACCUGCAGGUUCCCUGUGUUUGCUGCCUGGAUGCCAGAAUGGGGAGAGCAGGGAAGCUGACACAAGUGAGGGAUUUGGUCACUGCUCUAACUGUGACAGAAGUCCCACCCUGGGGAUGAAAAAAGGGUGACCUUGGUUUUCAAAUUGUUCCUUGAUUUAUGAGCCUACUGGCACUUUGGUUCAAGGACCCCACCUAGUCUUGGGGGAAGGCACUAGUGGUUCUGUUGCCCAGGGUUUUGUAACUGCAUCUUGACUCUCUCCUCUUGGUUCUGUGAAGCCAAUAUGUAAGAGGUGAUUUUUUGCCCCCAUCCCCCACUUCUCAGGUUGGAGGGAAAAAAAUGUGAAUCCUGUCAGCGGUUCCAGCCAACCAAGUGACUCCUCUUCAUUCUUGAUGGGGAGAGGGACACAAAUGGUCUGUUCUUCGCUCUUCCCCUGGACUCUCCAUGGCCGCAGUCCCUAAGCCACCAACACAGGUGUAAAGCCUUGGCUCCGCUAUAUGGCCCUCUGGUGGAGUGCAGCCUAUAGCAUGAUGCAAACUGUGCUGGCUCUGGACAGUGCUCUGUGGUGUGAGGCAGGGAUUUUUCCUUUGCUCAUUUUCUACUUUUUGUCACUUGAUUAGGUUGCAGCCAUCUGUCUUGGAAGUGGUAGUGUAACUGAUGUAGUGUAAACUGUAUGACAGCCACUUGUCAUUGAGUGAGAAGCUGAACCCAAUUCUUACUCCUCCAUCUGGCAGAAAGACAAGGGAAGGCUAGGUCUCUGUGAAGAGAAUUGUACCUGCAAGAGGCAGAGGCAGGGUUAUUCUGGAUGCUUCUGUGAGUUUCCACGAAGAUGGAGUAGUUACCAUCUCUUAGCUCCUCCAAACCUGGUCUCUGAUGGGGCUCUGCCCGCCACACUCUCUCUGUGGGGCAAAGCUGGGGUGGGAUAAGGCUCCAUCUAGUAACAGGUUUGUGUUGCUUUCUGUCCACUCAGGUUCCCGUGCCUCUGUGAUCAUGGUCAGGAGCAGCCUUGAAGCUGGGGAUCAAGCCUCUGCAGUGGUAGUAGCUGGCCUCCCCUCUUCCCUUUCCUCAAAGACACUUUCCUUCUGCUCUUCGCAGGUGCUCAUUGCGUGGAAGAUGGUGAUGGGAAACAUGCUGUUCUCUGCCUCUUCUCCUUGGAUCCUUCGGCUCCUCCCACUGACUCUAAACACAAUUAUCCUCCAGUUACCCCCCUUGGGGAUCCAGGUCCCUGCAAGAGGCAGAGUUGAUGUCCCAGUUAUCCUCCUAUGUUAUUUCUAAGAGGCUUUGGUGAAUGCUCUUAGCUUCUCAUCCUUUUGUGUCCCGAGGGUCUGGUAGUAAUGAUGAGGAGGAGGAGGAGAAGGAGGAGGAAGAUAUCUUGGAUUUGGACAACCCAGAAUAACCUAACCUUUCCUCCUGACCUUUACAAAAUUACAUAAUUUUCCUUCUACAUUAGAUAUACUUGCUAGUAGAGAAGGGGAAAUGCUUAAAGAUGAAGAUUCAAGUAAGGAGAAGUGGAAAAGCUACUUAGCCUGAUUGCUGAAUCGGGCACCAGGCUCUGAGACCUGAACGGGUUGGCUGUGUUCCCUCUUCUGCUUUUGCUGUCUGACCUCAGGCUUGUCUCUUACCCCCUCUCAGAUUUCCUUCCUGUAAAAGCGACCAUAACCUCCUUCCCUGAAAGGGCAUUGAGGGUACAUAUCAGAGCAGGUCAGUGAAGCCCGUGGCUUUCUGCCAGCGACAAGGACAAAUUGCUGAAGCUGGCUGUGUGGUGCUCACCAUCUCUGCCUCUAGGGGACUCAGCUACUGUUUUUUCCUUUGGCUUCUGGAAGAGGAGUGAUUUGGAGUUGGCUUAGCAUGACUAAUGGGGACCAUCGUCAGGCACAUGCUCUUCUGCUUCGUUUAUGUAGCACCUGGUGUUUAAACGCAUCCUUCCUAAUUCCCCCACUUAACUUGUCAGGCCUAUCAUCCCCACCAUUAGUUUCUUAUAGAGGAGGAAAUGGGCGAUGUCAGAAUGACGGUUUGGGGUCUGAUUUCAUGGAGUCAUUCCCAGGAUCUGACUUGUUUAGAGACUGGAAUCAGGCCAAUUCCUGGAAGAAUCUUUGGGAAAGGGUCUGCUGGCCCUUGGGACAUGUGUCAUGGUGUAAGGUUCCUUACAAGGCACCUUUUCCCUCAGACCGUGGUUGCUCAGGGACAUGAUGAGACACCCCAAGAGCAUCUAGGCCUGACGUUGUCAACACUCUUGCUCCACAGUCCCCACAUGAGAGGCCCCCUCACACAUCCCUCCCCCACGAGGAGGGAGACACCUCCUGAACAUUCCUAACUCUCCAAGGUCGCUUUUAACAAAGCACAGAGAAGCGGUUGCUGAAGACUGGAUGCUGAGUGGUACACUUCAGCGUUGAGAUGUCCAUCUGGCAGGCUCCUCUGUGGAUUUUCCUCAUGGGUUUAGUUAGACCUGUGCCUCGGACUCAAGUGUGUGAGGGCCCCGCCCCAUCAGGCAGGUCAGAAACACUCUUGCCUAUUGAGGGAUUUAGGGUAAGAAGCGGAUGCCAGACUUCUCUUGAGGGCUCUGCCAGAGACUGCAGACCUGGGUCAGAGGUGAGAGCCACCUGCAGCACACUGUGAUCAUAGGUGAACGUGGUGGCAGGGGUGGCAGGAAUCUGGUGAUCUGAGCUGCCCUCAUACGAGUUGUAUGAAGUCACACAUGUCUCUUUCCCCCUCUGGACCUCUGGGCCCAGCCGUGACCUGAGAAGGAGGCUGCCUUCCCUCCCUGAAGCAUGAAGCCCUUCUGACUUUAAAUGGGUGGUCCCGGAGCCCCAGGUCCAGCACUGAUGAGCCUCACCUUGCUCGAUUGUUGCCCUUUGUGGAAAAUGCUGUGUGUUUGUAUGUGUGUGGCUGUAGGUCAAAACCAGUCGAAUGUCGGCAGUUUCAUUUGGUUCAAGCUACCAGACCACCCGCUGCAGGCCUUGGCUUCAGGCCUGAGGAUAAUUCCCUGUCAAGCUACAGUUACUGUUAGGAACACAUUCGCAAUGCCUCUCUUCUUUCAGACAAAUCAUUGUUUUCUUAGAUCAGGAAUUCAAAUUAAUAAAAAUCCACAUCAGAAAGGAAAACCCACUGCUGCUUCCAGGAGUCCUCCUCGGUCCCUGGACCCUUCCUGGCCUCCUUGCCUGGUCACUCGCUAUCACUGAUGUUGGAGGGCGAGAGGCAGAAGGGGGAGCCUUGGCUUCUGGUUGGCUGUGCAGGCCAGGUGGGCCUCCAUUGACUUCUUUUCAGACUCUUGACUAUUUUUGUUCAUCCUGAUGAGACAUUGACGGGCCCCACCCCCUCCUUUGCCCAUUUCCAGUCUUGGGCUGUGGAAGCACCCUGGCCUUCCUAGGCUUCCCUUGGAGCCCUCGCAUUUGUUCUUCCGAAGGUUGGGCUCACUUCUUAAUCUGGAGCCAGAAGGACUGGUCCUUCCUGAUCCUUACCACCUGUGGUUCCCUACAUCCCCUGCCUGUGGCCUCGCUUUGGGUCUUUAGCUCAAGACUGCAGCUAGAAGUAGAGAAGAGCCUCGGGGCCUAGCUGGAUAAGAGCCAGGAGCUUUUCCACGCCUCUGUUUCUCUUGGAAACAGACUCACCUUUUCCCUCACCCGUCUUGCCUCCUGGCUGGUCUGACCCACCCCCCCUGCCAACACCCACAGCCUAGUUUUACUAGUCUGCUUGGUGGGCGUGGACCUGGCAACUAGAUAGCUACUCCGGAUGGGACAGCGGGAGUACAAUUCCAGAGGUUUAGAGAUGGAUCUUUUCUACUGGGAUGUGUGGGAUGGGCAUCCGGGAAUUCUGCCCCCAGAGGUCAGGUUGGUUUAUGAAGAGGGGUCUUGGGGCGUGAUGGCCCCAUGGAUAUGGUGUUACCUGCUCUGUACUUGCUGAAGUCCAAGGCGGAGUUUCAGAAGUAAUAUGUUGCCCACAUUCCUGAAAUCCUUCACACCCAGACACCUGCUUUGAUGGAUCCUGCCUUUAUUUAAAAUUUUGAUACUGUGUUCAUCGUGGUGUUUUUCAUUAAUUUAAAUAUUUUAAAAUGCUGCAUUGAAAUAUGGUUUCUCUUGAUUCCUGCGAUUUUCGGUGUCCCCUUAAAUUUUGCGUCCUUGGUGAGUGCCUCCUUCACCUGCCCCAGGUCUCUACCCUCCCUGCCCCUCAGCUGCAUUUGUGAUGCAUUUGUGGUGCUUAGUCAGAAUGGCGAAGUGGGUUUUAGGUCUUUUCUGGUUGCCCUUCCCCUCCAGUCCUGAGUGAGGUGGGAGCUCUCUGGGAGUGUUGGCAUUUAAACAGGGACGUGCUGACUUACAGCAGUGAAGCCGGGGGACAGUUUGCAGACUUGGACCUGUAGCGGGGUGGGGGGGCUGACUUUUCUUUGAUGUUCUCCAGGUUCCAUUCGGCUUCUUUGAAACCCUGAGGCCACUUAGAGGGGUGUCUGUUUCAGCGGAAAGGAAAGUGAUUACAUUGAAGAGGAUCCUUUAGGUUCUCAUCUUCAUCCUCUUUGGGACAUCUUUGAAUUUCCAGAGAAGUGAAUAAAUCAUUCUCUCUCCAGAUUUCAGAAAGGACUGAAGUGGACGGAGGCAUUUCACUCCCUUGCAUGCCGAGGGCGGCAGCCCCAAGCACUGUGCCUGCCCCAGUCACCUUUGUAAUGUCAGCCAGCACGUCACCUCCCCCGGGAGCCUUUUCGCUACAUUUACUAUUCUCUGUCGUCUUUACUCAUCAUUUGCCUCAUCCUCCAGUUCCAGAAGCCAUGCUGGCUGUGGCUCUUUUCUUCAUCACUGUCAGAAUGAGGCAUGGGUUUAUCCUGGCCUGGGGAUGGGGACUAAUAAUAAAUUAUGAGAAACCAUGGCACUUCUGUGUGGGAGGUGCUAUCCUAGAGGUUUGUAUUCUUUUUUUAACUCACAAUAAUCCUGGGGUUGGGGGGGUAUUACCUCCAUCUAAAGAUGGGGAAACUGAGGCUCAGAUGGUUAUGUAACAUGCCCAAGAUCACACGGCUAGGAAGUGACAUUGCUGAUCUACUUGACUACAAUGCAGUCUCUCAUUUUCUUCUGGGCACAUAUUAGGCCACUGUUUAGAAGCCCUGGGAUAAAAUCGGGCUAGCGUAGGUCCACCUAGGCUUUGAGAUGGCUCUUUGUCCAAGGAGGAGUGUGUCCCGUGGCUAACCUGUCAUCUGCCUUCAUGACUGGGCAUACCCAGCGGGACUUGCAACCUCCCCAAAGCUCAGUCGACUUCCUCUCUGUUCCUGGUUGCUUUCUCCUCCACCAUUUCCUCUCCACAGUUUUUCAGGGAUUUGUUCUGCACAGGGGUUGAAUGUGUCAAUUCUGUAGCUCUUCUCCCAGGACCACUGAGGGCCUGGGGGCCUGUGGGCCUCUCUCCUGUUUCCAGCCCACAGUUGCCCCAUUAUGGCUCUUUGCCACAGAUUCAACCCACGUCCCUCCUGGUCUCUUGAGUUUGGAAGCCUUAUUGUAGCUCCUCCUUGGGAACUUGAAAGCAGGCUUUUGCCUUUUUGUCCUAUCAAGCCACAUGCCCUUGGUACCCAGUUGUAGCAAAGAAGAGAGAUGAUGAGCUUGUCAACUUUCUCCUCUAAUUUUCCUCAUUGCCCAUCCUACACACACGCUCACGUGCUCACACAGAUUUAGUCUAAGACUGUAUCUGUAUCUUCUAGAGGAUUAAGGAAAGGGGUUGAGAUGGUUUUUCCUUAGUUCGCGGAAAAGCUUUCUUUGGAAUUUUCCUCCCCAUUAGAGCCUUUGAGUCUGGCUGAAGCAAAAGUUCAGACAUGUCCAUUUUGUUCCUCUGUGAUUAGCUACUAGUUUUCUUCCCUGGGCCUUCCCUGUUCCAGUGUCUUGUCCAUGUGUCCUGACCCUGUGUCCUUGAAUUCCCGUUUUGCUUUGGGAUUUAAGUUAUUGUAAUUUGUCAACAAUAUUUAAAAAUAGAAAAGUCCUGAAGGAAACUUCUAUCAGGUCCUUUUCUUUGGCUUUUUUUUUCCAAGGUACUGUAAAUUGUUAACGAGGGGUGCCAAGCGGGCUUGGUUCAACGGUUAAACCUCUUCUCGUAUUACAGUGUAAUGCUGAUCUCAGCCUGGUCUCACCACCAGAGCACACACAGACUUGAAUAAAACUUAUAACAAUGA
Messenger RNA from Equus quagga, 11374 nucleotides. It is a transcript of the gene MAP3K9, whose product is annotated as mitogen-activated protein kinase kinase kinase 9. The record is from RefSeq and is a predicted model, not a curated record. Gene Ontology annotation, molecular function: ATP binding; JUN kinase kinase kinase activity; protein binding. The transcript has 12 exons. Lineage: Eukaryota; Metazoa; Chordata; Mammalia; Perissodactyla; Equidae. Gene Ontology annotation, biological process: protein phosphorylation. Bases 322 to 3657 code for a protein of 1111 amino acids.